This is a messenger RNA of Closterium sp. NIES-65, 1089 nucleotides long. The record is from the annotation of a GenBank genome assembly. NCBI's taxonomy places the organism in Eukaryota, Viridiplantae, Streptophyta, Zygnematophyceae, Desmidiales, Closteriaceae.
AUGACCACUCUUCGGGUGCUACUGCACGUUGCUGCUCACCGUGACUACGAGCUGCACUCCCUUGACUUCAGCACAGCUUUCUUGCAGAGCAGCCUGCACGAGGAGAUCUGGCUUCGUCGCCCACCUGGCUUCACUGGGUCGUUCCCUCCUGGUACUCACUGGAGCCUCCGGCGUCCAGUUUACGGUCUCCGCCAGGCGCCUCGUGAGUGGCACGACACACUGAGGACUACUCUUGCGGCUCUUGGGUUUGCUCCUUCUACGGCCGACCCUUCGCUGUUUCUGCGCACCGACACCUCUCUGCUGCCUUUCUACAUCCUCGUGUACGUCGACGACUUGGUCUUUGCCACUGCUGACACUGCUGGACUCGCCUACGUGAAGUCCGGGCUGCAGAAGAGACACACGUGCACAGACCUGGAGCACAUGGCUGCAGCGAAGAGGGUGUUGCGCUACUUGUGCAGCACAUCGGGCAUGGGGUUAGUGCUUGGAGGGCGCAGUCCAGUGGUCCUCACUGGGCACGCAAACGCUUCUUGGGCUGACGACCAGGCUACACAGCGGUCGUCACAGGGUUACACCUUCAGCCUUGGUUCCGGCACUGUCUCGUGGCGUGCUACUCGCUCGUCUUCUGUUCUUGGCUCCAGUUGUGAGGCUGAGAUCUACGCUGGGGCCAUGGCUGCACAGGAGCUUCGCUGGCUCACCUACCUGCUGACCGACCUUGGAGAGCCGCCUCGUUCUCCUCCAGUUCUGUACGUAGACAACAAGGCCAUGCUGGCCUUGUGUCGAGAGCAGCGACUAGAGCACAGAACGAAGCACAUUGCUCUCCGCUACUUCCUUGCUCGUGAGCUACAGCAGCGUGGUCAGUUGCGGCUUGCGUACGUGGCCUCUGAGGCCAACACUGCUGAUGUUUUCACCAAGGCACUUGGUGCCUUCAUCUACGAAUAUCAGACCCAUCAUCGUGGCCUCGUCCUGCUCCAGAUAGGUCCAGCUCUGCUCUACCCCUCUCCUGUCAUGCUUUGCCACCUGUUUCUUUGCCCCCUUGAGCGCGCCGAUGACAGGCUGUAUGCUGACACAGUCCAGCAGGUAGUGCGCUAG